AUGUCCAUGAUAUUCGCCAGGAUAGUCCACAAACGUCUCAUCCCCAAUCUAUCAGACGAUGAGUUGGCUUAUAUUCUAUCUGCUAGCUUAUAUAAGGAGGCGACCGCCGAUAAUGGUACAGAUGCCCUCGUCCCCCUCGACUCGGAAGAGAGAAAGAAAGCCAAGAUUCGCUUCACAAAGCCCAAGUCUAAAGACCGGCAGCAAAUCACACGGCUUUCUCCUGAUCAACAGCUGAGGCAAUUUGCGCUAGCUCUGGCCGUAGAGUCGAGCGAUCGAUGCGCGUCAACACUAGAUGCCCUAGACUUGAGAAUUGAUCCCCUUGGGCCGACGCUCGAUGUCAUGCUAAAGAUUAUUUCGCUAGCCACCGCGCAUGAGGUUUUGCCUCUUCGUGAGGCAGCUGAAGUCGUUCAGGAACAUAUCAACAACAAGACAGCGAUUAUGACUGAGAAGAUCGCAAAUGUUGGCGCUUUUGAUUUGAUACUCAUACCAAACUUCGAGCUGUACAAGAUCCCUCGGCCAAUGUUUAUCGAAGUCAUUGCGGAACCUGACGAAGAUGAGGAAAUUACCAUUCCUUUCGAGGAUAGCGACUCGUCAUCCGGAGAAAUGGAGGAAAUAGAUGAGAUCCCUCACGAAAAGUUUGGUGAGAGCAGUCAGAGCUCUGUGAUUUAG
Messenger RNA from Fusarium proliferatum ET1, 669 nucleotides. RefSeq lists its product as uncharacterized. The transcript has 2 exons. Bases 1 to 669 code for a protein of 222 amino acids. The record is from RefSeq and is a predicted model, not a curated record. NCBI's taxonomy places the organism in Eukaryota, Fungi, Ascomycota, Sordariomycetes, Hypocreales, Nectriaceae.